This is a messenger RNA of Didymodactylos carnosus, 1119 nucleotides long. NCBI's taxonomy places the organism in Eukaryota, Metazoa, Rotifera, Eurotatoria, Philodinida, Philodinidae. The record is from the annotation of a GenBank genome assembly.
AUGCAACAUAGAUCCAAUCAACUCGUAUUUAUUCAACAAGAAGAAGAUCCGUAUGUGAAAAGUGAGUCAUUAGAUACUAUUAAAUCAUUAUCAUCCCCGUUGAAAACUCAACCCAAACCAAUACCGAUCAAACGACAAGGCUCGAAAAAAGCAGAAAAUAUAACACAAACGCUUCUGUCAGUGCAACUAACGGACAUUCAUGUUGAUAAAUCUGAAAAGCAAAAAUUAACUGAAAUUACUUCAGACAAAAAGCCACGACAUAAACGAAACAGAUCAAGAAAUAAACAACGGUCUGAAACAACGAAAACACAAUCAAUAUCGGUAGAAAAUAAUGUAAACUGCAGUAAUGUUUCACGACAAAAGCGAAAAAGAAAUACUGGUAAUCCAUCAGUACAAUCCAUAAUUCCAAUCACACCUAUGCAGAGACAGCAGACUGGAAAAGCGAAAGCUUCAAAAUUAAAGAUGACAUCAACAGCUAAUAUUAGUGUUUCUGCUUUGGUUGAGACACCAAUCAGUACAAAACAUGUCACUCAAUCUGUAUCCACAAAGAGAGCUAGACAACAACGAUCUCAAAAAAAGAAAUGUACAUCAUCAACCCAGCAAACAUUAAACUCUCCCAUGGAAAUAUUGCCACAUUUAGCUUUAAUGCAUUCCGAAACUCCCCGUGUUAGAAAAUAUUUUUCCGACGCAAGCUAUAAUGAACAUUACCGAAUUGGAGUCUAUGGAUUUUCAUAUAAUAAUCAAAUUAUAACUCAACUGUAUAUUAAUGGUACUGGCAGUACAAUGUGUGAAGUAUUGACUGCCAUGAUGGCAUUACAAUACUCGAACAAUUGUUAUAUUACAGAAAAUGAUAAAAACUAUAAAAUAAUUUUAUAUACCGAUAAUAAGAAGGUAUUAUCAUUGAUUACUAGUCCAAACCCAAGUGAUAGACGUCAUUACCCACAGUUUUUUCAAAUUCGAGACGAAUGCGUUUAUCCAGUUAGAGCAAUCUGGACAAAAGGACAUCCAAAACAAAUAAAGAAUAUCGUUGAACAAAUGUUUGAUAAACUAGAUAAACAAGUUAGAUCAGAAUUACGUCAAUAUGUAAAAAUUAUAGAAUCGAAACAGCCUGAAUGUUAA